Messenger RNA from Athalia rosae (coleseed sawfly), 1801 nucleotides. RefSeq lists its product as uncharacterized. The transcript is spliced from 2 exons. Bases 211 to 915 code for a protein of 234 amino acids. Lineage: Eukaryota; Metazoa; Arthropoda; Insecta; Hymenoptera; Athaliidae. The record is from RefSeq and is a predicted model, not a curated record.
CACCUCGAUAUAUGGAGAGUCUGACGACAAGUCUGCUGCACUAGAUCCUCGGCGCUCUCGGGUGAAGAAAAAAAACGAAUUUUUCGUCUUCGGCCGUAAAUCGUGUGCGUGGCUCGCGAGCGCUGGAAAUCGAAACCGAUUGAUUUCCGCGAUUACACAGUGUUUUCUAUUUCAAUCGACGAGAAAAUAAAGUCGCGACAAAAUUCAAACAUGUCAUUCAGGACUAUAAUAAUCGUCCUCAUCGGCGCUGCUUGCAUCUCCACGACCUUGAAAACCACCUUCGCUUCGGAGGACCAGUCCUCGGAUCCUCUGAGCCCGACUCUGGCUUGUUUCUUCGAAGAAAAUGCCAUCGACUGUGCGGUCAAAAGGAUAGACGAGCAGCUCGACGCUGUUCAAAAAUCGGGACAAAACGAUCCCCGGGAACCACCGAUGACCCUCGUCAUCCAGGAGACCAAGGACGUCGUGGCACAGGGUGUCGACGCGGUAGGCGAACUUCUGGGAUCGGGGGAAGGAGAUCGGGAAGACAUCGAGGAAGAAAAGGACGACGACACCAACGGUGAAUCGCGUAAAAAGAAGCUGGGAAAGAAGAAGAAGAAGGCGCUCCAAAAAAUCCUCAUGGUCGCUAUGGUCCUCAAGGCGAAAUUGAGCCUUCUUCUUCAGUUGCUCUCGACUCAUCUUCAGAUAAAAUUCUUCGCCAUCGCUACCAUCAGUCUUCUGUUGAACAUCGUGAAGUUCUGGAUAGAUAUCAAGAAAGGUGGACAUCCCCAGAAGGUGAUUUAUUACGAACACGCUCAGCAUCAACAUCAUUACGAACCUGAGAUCGAGGAACACCCCGGAUAUUGGGGAAGGUCUUCCGACGACGCGCAAGAACUCGCGUACGGCGCUUACCCCGAAUUGUCAUCGAAACCCUAUUAGAAACUUGAUGAAGAGAAAACGCAUUUCAUUCAAUCGUAGAUCACGUCAUUGGAAUGCUCGAAUCGCUAGCGUUUAUUUAUAUAAUUAACGAUUUUAUUUUUCCACAUAUUAUUCAUUUAUUUAUUUAUUUAUUGUCAAUUCAUCAGAUCACUCGAUAUAUGUAUAACGUGUACGGUGAUAUACGUACGUGUGGGGAUAAUAUUGAAAAAUGAACCUUUGCGCAGAAAUCGCUAGAAAUCGCCAGCGUCGAGCAUUCUUAUUUUAAGAGAAAAAAAGAAAGAGGAGAAAAAUUCAUCGAAAUAUAUGCAAUUAUGUCCGCGCGGAUGCGAUCGAUCGUCCAACGCACAAGAUAAUCAAAACUAUGCGAAGUAGUUAGUAAAAGGAAGAAAAAAUAACGGAUAAAAAAUAUUUCAAAAUUUUUUUUAUAAUUCGACUCGUUACGAACUGUUACUUAACGACUCGGUGUGUCUCUAACUUAUGUACAUACGAUACGCACAACCGACGCUUCAUUGUCGGAUGUAAAUGACUGUGUAGCUGUUUGUCCGUUUUUUCUCUUUAUUUUAUUAUCUUUUGUAAACUAAUUAUGAAUACCGUAUAGGAUAAUGUUAUACGGAUUGUAACGAGCGCCAUUGUGCUACAGAUAUUCAAAUGUCAUUUGUACCUAAUAUAUAUGUUUCCCAAUCCUCAGUCGAUACAUAUGUAUAUAUAUGUAUAUCUAUACACACGUACAUACGCAUAGUAUAUAGCUUUCAAUAUCGAUUCGUGUACGUGUAUAUAAAUAUGUGUGUCAAUAUACGUUUAGUUUUUAAGUACAUUUAUGUAUCAGCGUUUAUACGUACGUUUAAACUGAAAUCAAAAAGAAAUAUAUAUAUAAGCUGAUCAUAUA